CACACUCUGACGCUCUCCCUGUCUCUCUUACGAUCGCAACCUUUCUCUCUCCUCUCUCUCCCGUUCUAUAUCUAUCUAGCUGUUGCCCCUUUGGCUCUAUCCGCGCACACGCCUCGCCUCUGUCCGCUUCACCUUCUUCUCGACCGCUGUCUCAGUCUACCGCGAGUCUCCUACGCCUGCCUGUAGACACCGUAACGUGGCCGCGUGUGAUAGUGCUUCAGCGAACGUAGCCCAGUUCGUUCGUAACCGUCGUUCAGUCACCGUGCCACACCGGCUUGACUUUACCUGAUAGCGGCCGGUGGCGUGCGACCUCGGAUGCUCGUACGCGAUUACCAGUGAUCGACCACCGAGACCUCGACGACAGGUGAUCGUCGACCGUUUUCCGCGACGCGAACACCCGAGAUACCAUGAGGCGAUGCCAACGUGGACCCGGGGUGUCGUCCUAGUUCACCCGAGACGCGAGGAUGCGAUCGUCGACGCGAGCCUGGUAGUUCUUGGACGGGUAAACAAGAAUGCGCUCGCUCGGGGAUAAGCGAGGCGAACGCGCGACGAACGAAACGAGGAAACCGAAGCUCGUGAUUUGAUGUAAGAGCACCAGGAAAAAAGGUGGGAGCAGCACGCUUGGCCAAGUUGCCUGGAUACCGGGCAGUACCGUGUUGCGCUCCGGUGAAGUAGGAGGUAGCGAAGAAGGUGGUGCUUGAUAACACGAAAUGGAGGAUACAGUGGACAGUAGUGGAACGAAGAAGACGAUGCACGCGGCCGUUCAGGCUGCGAACGCAGGCCCGCGGUGCGUCCAAGAAUCGCGAUAGCACGACAGCCCUCAUCCCUCAGACGCGAUUAACCGCGGUGCGAUCGUGCUGAUACAACCCCGUGGCAACGGCCAGGUACGAUUCAUUCAUGGAAUUGACGAACACUUUGCCUCUAAAGUUACGGGUCGACGAACUUCCCUCGCGAUCCUCCUUCGUUCGCGUACAGCGGGAUUCGUGUCCCGGCGAGAACACCUCGUCGGAUCGAAGGUGAAGGAACCCAAGCUCUGGGGAACGCACUUGGUGGCUACGUAAAACGAGAAAGUGCAUCCGUGACAGUGAAACGUCGCUGCUUCGUGGAUAAAUACCGACGAGGAAACGGCUGGACUCCGUCGAGUACACGUUAUAGAUCGAACACCUGUGAACCGAGCGCGUACGUUCGGACUCGCGAGAAACGACCUCCACCUAAGCUUGCCUGGAUACAACGAGAAUUUUGCUAAAACGACCGUCAGCUCGCUCGAUGCGCGCCAGAUCGCGAGACUAGAACGACGGCGUGUAAUUGAUAAAUGGCACCGAGCGACAGGUACCGACCGCAAUCGUAGGGGUUUAACGCGAGCAUGCCCGAGGCGUGGGAAAGCCCGACGCGGACCUAGAGCCCCGCUAUCGAUACGAGGCAAGUAUUCUCGGAAGUCGAGGCGACAUACACUUAGACUUGUCGUGCAUGGAAAGUGACGGGGAAACGUUCGGUAGCGACGGAGCGGGUCCGUUAAUAAAUGCGUGGUGUGACUAGCGAACUAUUCGCCCCGAGAAUGUACUUCAGCCGGCACUUGGCACCAUGAUUAUAAUCAGUGAAAGAGCGCGCGACGUUGAGUUUCCCGGUGACGUUCGCGACGGUGAUCGCAGCUAAAAGUGGCACGGAAUUGUGCAGUGCAACGGGGAGAGAAACGGACAAGAAUCAUCCGGGAAUAGGAGAAACGACGGAGACCGAAUUUCGGGUUGGCCGACCCUUGGCGAAUACGAGAUGUCGACCUGCACCGGCCUGCAAAAUUCAUUCGCCAUGGCGAACCAGACGAGGGGUCUACCGCAGAUGCGAAUAAAGCUUUGUAUGGUCAGCGCCGGUCUCCAAAUAGUCCUUUUGCUCACCGUCCUACCUCAAGAAAGCCUGUGCGGGCAACACGAAAAACGCUUAUUGAAUGACCUGCUGGAGACGUACAACACCUUGGAGCGACCGGUAGCCAAUGAGAGCGAGCCUCUCGAGGUGAAAUUCGGCAUCACGUUGCAGCAAAUCAUAGACGUGGAUGAGAAGAAUCAAAUAGUAACUACGAACGCGUGGCUCAAACUGGAGUGGAAGGACUACAAUCUUCAGUGGAACGAGUCCGAGUACGGGGGCGUGAAGGACCUUCGAAUUACACCUAACAAGCUUUGGAAGCCAGACAUUCUCAUGUACAACAGUGCGGUUGAGGGUUUCGACGGGACAUUCCACACGAACGUGGUGGUCGGGCAUAACGGCAGUUGCCUAUACGUCCCUCCGGGCAUCUUCAAGAGCACAUGCAAGAUAGACAUCACUUGGUUCCCCUUUGACGACCAACACUGUGACAUGAAGUUCGGAUCCUGGACCUACGACGGCAGCCAGCUGGAUCUGGUACUCAACUCAGAGGAGGGCGGCGACUUGUCGGAUUUCAUCAUGAACGGGGAAUGGCACCUGCUAGGGAUGCCUGGCAAGAAGAACACACUGACCUACCAGUGCUGCCCGGAGCCGUACUUCGACGUCACAUUCACCAUACAGAUCCGGAGGAGAACGCUGUAUUAUUUUUUCAACCUGAUCGUGCCGUGCGUGUUGAUAUCCAGCAUGGCGCUUCUGGGCUUCACAUUGCCGCCAGACUCCGGGGAGAAGCUCACCUUAGGGGUGACCAUUCUGCUGUCGCUGACAGUUUUCCUGAACCUCGUGGCAGAAAGCAUGCCGACGACCUCGGACGCUGUCCCUCUAAUAGGAGUGACCAUCUUGUUAUCGCUGACGGUGUUCCUGAACCUCGUCGCCGAGACCCUGCCCCAGGUCUCCGACGCUAUACCCCUGUUAGGGACGUACUUCAAUUGCAUCAUGUUCAUGGUGGCGAUGAGCGUCCUUAUGACGGUGAUGGUGCUCAACUAUCAUCACAGAACGCCCGACAGAUACGUGAUGCCGGAUUGGAUAAAAUCGGUGCUUCUGAAAUGGCUACCGUGGAUGAUACGCAUGAGUCGUCCGGGAAAGGACCUCUCGGCGAAGAAUCUUUUUUUAUCCAACCGGAUGAAGGACCCGGUGCUGAGAGAAGGAGGUAGUAAGAGUCUGAUGGCAAACGUUUUAGGACUCGACGAUGACUUUUGUCACAGAAAUAGCGCAGCAAAUCCAUCUUCCGGAUACACCAGUAACACGGCGUUCGGCACACCGAUAUCCACCGGAAGACCAGCGACGGUCGAGGACACAUCGGUGUCGUUACCCCUCAAUGGUAUGCAGCAAGAGCUGCGCACGAUUCUUAAAGAAUUGCGAUUCAUUACGGAUCUUAUGAAAAAAGCGGAAGAAGAGGACGAGACCGUCAACGAUUGGAAAUUCGCCGCCAUGGUGGUGGACAGGUUUUGUUUGUACACCUUCACGUUGUUCACGCUCGUGGUUACGAUAUUCAUUUUGAGUCGUGCGCCACACAUAAUCGUCCAGUAAAUAGACUGCCCCGGUCAAGUUACCGAAACAAUGCACAAAAAAUGCCAAAGAAACGACGAACACGUGGGCUUCGAGGAAGCUGCUGCGGUGCGAAGUAACGAACCACGAACGAGAGAACGGUCUUCGUUACUCGACAUUUCCUUUCCUCUCGCUCUGGACCCGCCGUUUCUCCUUCCGCGGGAAGGGAACCCCCGUAACGGAGAAAUUGGACGCCAGAGAGCAGAGCGUAGCAGCGCGGGCCCGCGCAUUGUGCUUCCAAGCGGACGAAGACCCAGUUGACACCGAAGAGAAGGCCCAGCGGAGGCACGAGGAAGCAUCGCGAGGAUUCGAUUCGUCUCGAGUUAUCGCGCCGUACCGUUCGAAACGUUCCUCGCGCGGAUUCGAGACGGUGUACUAAAUGCGGACGAGCUGAUCGCGUACAGGAGGACCAGAGAAGGGCGCCUCGGCAUAUCGUUGACAAUAGACGGCCACGUUGUGCGUUCGUUCACUUUCUUCGGCUGAAACUUCUAUUCGACCGAACGAUCGAUCGCUCCUCCUUCCACCCUCUCCCCAACUCACUUUCGCCCGUUCCUCCUCGGAUUUAGGUAGAUAAAAUCGAUCGUUCGUCGGGCAACGAUCGAGAGUCGAUCGUAACGAGUGCCCUCGGAGCAUGUGAAUUUCGAGACGCGGCGCCGGCGUUCUAACAAAUUCCUCGAGAAAACGUUGUCGCGGCCUUUUCAAUAAUAAUAGUAACAACACGAACAACAGAAUGAAGAAGGACAACAACAAUAAUAGUAAUAAUAAUAACAAUAACAAUAAUGAUAAUAGUAACGAUAAUAAUCGGUAAUAAUUAAUGGUAAUAUAUUGAUAACGAUAAUAUUACCGAGUAAGUUACGAUUACGAUUUUUUGGGGGAUAAACGAUCUAAACGAUAAUACUACCUUUAAAGGCACACAUGAUAUGUAUAGAUUACGUCGUAACGCGUUAACGAUAAAUCGAAUAAAUAAUAUAUUAACGAUACUCGCUGUGCGCGUGGACGUUAACGAUCGAAUUCGUCAGUGUUACAAGGGUCUCCACCCCCCCCCCCCCGCCCGUGGUACCGACAACGGUCUUUAAAAUAACUGCCAAAUACAACAGUGGAGCCAGGGGUGUCCAACCCUUUCACAGGUAGAGACGUGAGAGAAUAAAAAAGGCACGUAUGAUUAAUGGGAACAAAUAUGGUGACUCUCGGAAAAUUCGAACGAAAAGCCAAUGAAGCCACGAAUCAUCGUCUGAAAACCCCGCCUAGAAACGUUUUUCACAAUUGGGAGAAUUUUAUAUUUACACAGGGCGCGUGGAAUCGAGUCUCGCGCCCAGGAACGAACUCCUACGAUAUAUUCUUUUUGAAACUAAAACGUUCUCUUAAGGGAAGCUUCCUCCUUAGAAAUUAAGUUCUGGUACGAAUGGAAAGAAAGCGGACCUAUUUGAAAUCAGCUAAGCGUGGAUAACGAUGACUCGACUACUCCGGUUGGAGAAGUCGCUAUACUUGUUCUGUUUGUUGUACUUGAUUGCUGGGAUGCGCGUGGCGGAUGUUGGGGAGAAUAAGGGACGAUAUAGUAGACAAAACUGCCAACGUUGGACGACCCCUGCUUUCCGUACAGACACGAAUCUGAGUUCUCGAAACAUCUUCGGAGCACACGGUGAUAGGUAGCAAAAAACAAUAACAAUAUUAAAGACGGGGCGAGAUUCAUCGCUCCACGGGUACAACCCUCAAAAUAUGCUAUUCCGCGCGGAAGUUUUCAAUGGCUGUACUCUGAUCGAGCAGAAAUUGUUCAAUCGAGGAAACGUCUCGUUGUACAGCUGUGUCGAUUAGCCUUUUCACAACCACGGUUUGCAGAUGCUAUUGUUCAAUUUAUGGCUAAAGAUGUAACACAGUUGUUUUGUAUUUAUAUUGGAAGUUACAUGGGGAAUAUUAUUGUUUGCGUUGUAUUUAAUUAAGUAGCUUCUUUAUAUUAAAUAAAAUAUGUUGAUCCUAAUUAGGAUCGAUUAUACGAUUGAUCGUCGUUGAUUAUACGAUUCGACCUAGAUAAACAAUGAAUACAUAUAUACUGUUGUUUACAAUUUUGGAAUAAUCGUCUUUAUUUAAACGAACUUAUUUUUAUAAUAUUGUCCAUUCAUUUUACUGGAGCGAUACUUGAGUGUAAUAUGGGAUGGAAAUUGUAAUUGUACUUAAAUUUAGACAUUUUCCUAAUAGUGUGCAAGUAAUCGUCUAUGUUAUCCAUGCAAGCGAAACUAUAACAUUGUAAUAACUGUGAAUUUACAGAAACUGAUAGAAGAAACUGUAGGACAUGUCAGAAGACACGUUCUACCAUAAUGGAUAUGAAUUGUAAUCAGUGCUUCAUGAUUCUGAAGAAUAUUUGUGACGUUCAAUUUUUAUCAUAAUAUCGUACCAGUAGUAAUAUGAUGUAAAAUAGUACAAUAUUCAAUGAAGUACGUAUCGGCGUGUGUACAUUUUUUACUUUUAUAAAGAUUAGAGUGCUCCAAAAGUAAUGUCUAUGAACGACAGUAUAUGUGUAUACAUUUAUCGAUUUAGUCACUUUAAAUUCAGCAAUCGAGAAAUUCGUUUGCAUAAACUUUCAUUAAUUACAAAAAUAAUUACAUAGACUUUAAAAAGGUCCUAAAUUCGCAAAAGAGUGUCCAAAUGUCACAUUUACAUUUUGAAAAGACUUGAGAAGACUCGAGAAGAAUACCAAAAUAUAACACGCAGUAUUACGGUUCGUUUCCUCGUGAAAUUACUCGCAUGAGAUUUGGAUAAACGUAACGGGCGAUAAACGGAAGAAUUGUUUGGAACACACGGUUCCUCGUAUCGUACAACAAAUGUAAAUUUAACAAUACACCGGGACACACGCGUGGGAAAUGAUUAUCGUAAACUUAUACGAUUACGUUCACAGCUGCUGGCGUAACAGAGGUGGGCAGGAUUCUUAUUCGGAUGAAAUUGUCGAAUAACGAGGGAAAGAUCGACAACAUUUUAUCAAACAUUUUUGCAAACGUAUAAAAAUAAAUACUGACGGAGUCUCGAAAACGAGCAUUUACUUACGUAUCGACGCUGUGGAUUCGAGUUCAUCUUCAGAAUCUGUAAGAAAAUAUAAUUACAUUUAAUUUGAGAACGAUUUUUACAUCAAGAUCGAGUGCUAUUAUUAUUAAGUAAUACCUUGAUAGGAAGACGAUGUAAAGUUUAGGAUCACAACAUGAAAAUUGAGAAUUUGUAGAAUAGAAACUUUUUUAGUGUUAAUUUGUAAAAAGAAGGUCUCGAUUUACGUGUUAUAAUCCUAGAAUUUGCAUCGCCUGUCCACGCCAAUUUUAGUUAAACCGUGUAUAAAAGUCUGUUUGAGAUUGUUGCGUGUAAUUAUGUUAUUCACAAAUUCGAAGGUGUCGAACUAACAGGACAUUGUGUUGGAAUAAAAAUAAAUUCGAAUAAAAUUCUAUUCCAAUGGAAAUUCGUUCAAAUAAAUAUUCGUUCGAAUAACGUCCAUCUCUGGCGCAAAGUAACGCUAUUUCACAGUAGUACAGUCAUUGAUCUCCGCAAUCGCACAAAAAAAAAAUAUUAAAUCCUGACUAACUACGAGAAAAACCAAAUCUAUUUUCACCAGUGACGAGGCUGUACGGAAUGAGAGAGUACUAUAAUUGUUCAAACGACGCUGAAAACAUAAUAAAUGAAUAACUUGGUGGUGUUCUGAUUAAAUACUCAAAUAAACAUUGUACAUAACAACUGUUUGCAUGUCGUGGGACUCAAUACAACGUAGCAACGUAAUAAGUAUCACGAGCAGUGUCAGUAAAUAAUUAUAAGAGUAAAGCAUAAGUAAGAAUAUUGAAACUAUUCAAUCUGGAUAUAAUAAUUUCCGUUAAAAUAAUCGUGGAAUAUUCCAAACGUAAUUGUCCGAAUUGAAUCUUUCUCGCGAACAACGGUGAAAACGAUUUUUGGCAAUCUCCUUCAACGUAACAAAUAAAUAAAACAAAAAAAAUCGUCGACUCCUGUUCGAUUAUCAUAAACGCCAAAAAAAAAAGAAAAAGAAAAAAUGAAAACGACGAAGAGAGUGUGUAUCGCCAUACACGAGAAGCACGCGUUCAUAAAAGAAAACGCAAAUAAGGAUUAUCCAAAAUUUCGUCACGAAACACGUUUUUCGUAACCAUAAUCGCCGACAAUCAUUUUGAGCGAUGCGAGAAUCGCGAAUCCUUGCGUGCGCGCCCUCGUGAUUGGUAUGGCGAUAUUUAGGACAGUUCCGAGAACAACGAAAAUACGCAUUGAACUCUUAACAAAUAAAAUACCAAAGCUAGAUCGAAUAGGGGGGACGAUCGACAAUUUUAUAAUCGAUGGGAAUUCGAUGAGCAUUCGAGUCGAAACAUUGAUCUACGACCUAGAGUAAUUUUUUUAAUUCGCAGUAUGAUUUGCACGAGGAGUAUACGCUCGAGAUCGUGAUGGUACUCUGUUCGAAAAUUCGCUAGAUCUUUAGGAAUUCGAGUCGACGUUCAAUUUUAACCCUUUGCGCUCCAUUUUUAAACGUGUAGGUACUCGUGUCUGUUAACUUAUAAUUUAUUACCAAAGACGUCGAUGUCUAUUACUCUUUCCCAUUCGACAGAUUAAUUAAAAGGUGCUAACUGCCGAGGGUUGGCAUGAUUACCCACAGUAAAAUGAAUUCGUAAAUCAACCUAAUACAAUUUAAGUUUUAAAUUUGCUUUACAAUUUACAAAUAGUAAUUUUAAUUCCGAAUAGACAUUGCAAAACAAACAGCGCUCGAUUUAUAAAAAUCUGCGCCACAAAAUUGUUUCGAAACAACCAAUAGCUCCGAUUGAUGGAAAUUCUGUUAACGCGAAUGGUUAAAUUUAAAAUCGACUCCGAUCGAAGCGUCGGGUGAGAUGAAACGUGCCGUGUCGCGGUCGCGGAAAGACAAGACCAAAUAAGUAUUAACAACGGUAACGAGGUGAAAGGAUAAUACCGCUACGAUUAAACAAAAAUACAAAAAAUAUAGAAUAAUGUAUUCCACAACGGUGUAAAAAAAAAAAGAAAGGGAGAGAAAAAACAAAGUUUUAUAUCGAAGAGACGAAAUGGCAAAGGGGUGCAUUUUUAAUACGAAUGCUCAUUAGGCGAAACGUAGCGAAUAUCAGCUAAGAAAUUUCACACAAUAUUUGCAUCGUUCGAGGGUAUCGAAUUUAUUAGGAUCAUCUUGGAAGGUAAUGGGGCGCAUCAACCAAAAAUAAAAUAUGACGGACGUCCGUGUAUAAUGUAACGAAUAACAUUUAGAAAAUCGGUGUGUGCGAUCAUCGUUUCGUCGGUGUGAAAAUGUUAUCGUUUAUUGCCGGAAACGUCAUCGUUAUUACUACUAUCAUUACGACUACUACUACUACUACUACUACUACUACUAAUACUAAUACUAAUACUAUUACUAUUACUAUUACUAUUACUAUUACUAUUACUAUUACUAUUACUAUUACUACUACUACUACUACUACUACUACUACUACUACUAUCUAUAAUACUAUUACUAUACUACUAGUGCUACGAAACGCUAUCAUUAUUGUUAUUAUUAUUGUUGUUAUUAUUUUAUUAUCAUUCUUCUUAUCAUCAUGGCUAUUAUUAUUAUCAUUAUUAUGAUUAUUAUGGUUAUUACUUAUCAUUAUCAUCAUUGCCAUCAUCGCUGUUGUUACUGCUGCUAUUGCCAUCGUUAAUACUAUCGAUACGACUAUCGUCAUCGUAAAACGCUGCUAUUAUUAUUGCCAAUAGACGAGAAGGUACACGAUUACGCGAAUACACGUUUUGGUAACGAGUUUCGUUUCGUUUCGCGUCGGUGACGGUGCUAGCGUUCGACUUCUUCGAUACUCGAGGCUAGGCCUGGGACUACUUUAUACGAUUCUUCUCUAUUCGGAAAGCCGUGGACGACGGUGAUUAUUCGACGAAUGUACUUCGAAUACACAUUCAAAUAUUGAAAUAUUAAAUUAGUCGGAUACCCAGCGAACGUUCAAUUAUUAUGAGAAAAUAAUAUUCGAAUAGUAUAAUCCAAACAAUAACAUUUAACUGCUAUUACGAAUAUUAAUAUUCAAAUACUAAGGCUCAAAUAUUCAACAUUUAUUCGCGGUAUUCGAAUACCCAUGAAAUUCGAACAGUAUAUUACAUGAAUAGUCCCGGCCCUAGUCGUGACACAAAUCGCUCUGAUUUUUGAGAAUUCGUCGACACACGGAAAUUGAACUGUACAGAUCAGCGUUCGGGAAAAAUUCUUGCCAGCCUCGAACAUUUAAUUUAAAAUUAGCAUUGAAUGCAAACACUUGGAACUUAUCGUGAAUGAUUACUGGAAACCGGGGAUUCCCGACGUUUCGAAAACUUUAAACGCUUAUCGAUUGCUUUCUAGUCGAUACCGACCCUACUCGAGGUUAGCCAAACGAUCGAUCUUUUAUUCUUCGACUGUAACGUACGUUGUCGCAGAAAAUGUCGAAGUUUCUACUGUCGUUACCUCGGCAUGAUCUAAAAAAAAAAAAAUAAAAAAAGAUUGAAAAUAAUUAAUGUUUGAAAGGGAAUAUUUGCAACAACGACUGGCAGAAACGAGCGAAUUUCUCGUGUCUUUUACCGAUAGAACGGCUAGAUUUUCUUGUCCCGUGCUUCAAAGAAGAAGAAGAAGGGAAACAGGGAACGCGAACGAAAUCCUGAUCCGUUCGAUACGAGCGUCAUCGAUACGAGGCUCGGUCUAUCGAGGCCGGACAGAUCGAAGCGUGUAUCGUGUAAAUAACUUCUGUGAUAAGAAUCGAUUAUUAAACAUUGCCGAACGCGAAACCCCCUGAGAUAAAUGUUCCGUCGCGAGCGGCGCCAUCGGACGACGAACGACCAUCGAUGCUCAAAAAAAUAGCCAAACAAGCAUCGUUCAAGCUCCAGUUAAAGGUUCGGACCUUUGAGUUUCGGUUCUCUUCGGUAUUAACUUAUAAUUUUGAGCCUAUGUAAAAACAUAUAAAAAUAGGAUACUUUUACAUAAAACUAAAGGUAUGUGGUUAACACUGAAGAGGACGGCGUGUCAGCGAUAGAAACGUUUUAAUAAAAUACGUUUAAACUAUGCUUGUCUGGGUAUUCGCUUGAAUUUAUUACAAUCUCAACAUUCACUGUCUCUCCAACUAACGCACAUACUUAGGUGUUUAAACGGACUUGCGAAUACAUUGAAACAUAUAUUACCUAGGUAGACUAUACAUAGACUGUCUAAUAAAGAAACAUACGUACCGUCAGGUGGUUAAUUUUUAUGAAACUUUUGCACAAAUGUUCAUUAGUUCGUUCUGAAAGAUACGAUAAAUGACAAAUUAACUCUCUUUGACUUUGAAGCAACAUCGACAAAAUACAACAUACUUGCUAGCCGGAACAAAUGGAAAAUUUCAUCAAAAAUUUCAUAAAAAUCAGCAUUUGGCAAUCGAGCGUCCUAGCAGAGAUGUCUGUUGGAUAACAGCUGUUACUUGUUAACGGUUGCACGCGUAUAAUUCGCGAAGCGAAUUAUCAAAAAGCGUUAUUUUUUUACAAUUUCUUUUAGCACGCAAGCAAUCAUCGCAAUCCCUGAAUCUCAGACCAUUGAAUCCUGCCUGGCUUCCCCGUUUUUAUUUCUCUUUUCGUUUUCCAUGCCAAUGCGUGUUGCGAAUCAUGAGUCGCGCGUGCAUCGAUAUCGCCACGAGCAAUUGACCAAUCCACCAUGCACGAUUUUUUCGCUGAACAAAUAAAACAAAUGUCACUGAACACUGCUCACUCUGAAACAGUGCGCAACAAUCGAACCGAAUAAAAUAAUGUAUCUAACAUUAUUAAAGACAGUUUUAUUCUAGACUAGUAUUUAGACGACUUCGAUGUAUUAAUCGAACGGAAUCGUUUCCAACCCAUUCGUAUUCAUUUUCAACUGUUCAUAGUAUAAUCAAACUACGACGAAACAUGUUCCGAGAACGUUUACGCGAAUGUUUAUGCAAAUUCAUAUUUUUCUAUACAGAGAUGAAGAACAAAAACGUAAAUUAAUCUAUGUUUUGUCUUGUAAAUGUUACAAGGUUUAUAUUAUUAUUCAUACUUUAUUAGGUUGUCCCAAAAGUUUCUUUCGCUUUAUUAACAAGUAAUACAUGCACAAUAUUUUAUGUUUUAUGUUACAUUACUGAAUAUUGUGCACUUUUCAUUUUGCUCCAUUACUGUUACAACAUGAAUAUCUAUGAAAUUAGAUUGUCUAUUUAUAUAAACACGACCACAUAAAAUAAUCGAGCGCAACUCGCGAAAGAAACUUUCGGGACAACCUGAUAUACGUUAAUGCACUUGUACGCAUUCUUUACUUGCCAAUAAAUGCAUAAACAUUCGCAAAUCUAGUUAUAACAUCGACCUCACUCUUCCAGCGGUCCCACCCACGCGUUAUUCGUCACCACCGCGUGUCUCUGUACUAGAGGAAACGAGAAACAGAUAAAAAGCCCCGAAUACGUUAAACUCUGUUAAUCAAUCCGCUCCAGUUGAUUCUCCAGGGGUAAACGAAUGAGCUCAAAAUCAAUUUCCAGCCGGAUGAGAAAGCAAGAGCCCGCCCGCCGGUGUCCUUUUAUUCGCCAAUGCUCUUCGUUUUUCGCGAACGCGUCGUCAUUCGACUAUUGCGAACAGCAAGCGACGCACAAAAAGUAUUUGACGCGGUUGGAGUGAUAACAUCGAAUCAUUUGGCCGAGGGAACGCGACGCAAAACGACAACCAAUCCGAUCUAGCGCGACCAUAAUUCGACUAUGACUAAUGAACGGACUUCAACGUCUGAAACACGCGGACAGGCGAAUUUCCAAUCGACUGCCGGGCUGAUCAAAAUCGUCCGCAACUACUGCGUUCCCCUGCGCUUCGGGCGACGAUCAUUCGCGCUUCGUUCGUUCUUUUGCGUGAGGUUUAGAUCGAAUGGGUCGACCAGUGAUCCAGAAGGGGACCUUUUAACUUUCUGGGAUUAGAUUUUUGGGAAUAGAUAGUGGUCCACCUUUUGACUAGCUUUAAUAUUCUGUUUGGAGGAUUUUGUUUUGGUUGUGUAUGUCUUGAGAUAAAGUUGAGUGUCAAAUAAUUGAACAAUUUUCCACGAAUCUAUCUUGUAUAUUAGAUUUCGAUACCGAAUGGAACAAUUUGGUCGCAGCGGGUGUCGCGUUACGCGAAGGAAUUUAACGCGUCUUCAUUCACGGGCUAAUUGCUGUCAAUUACGAGGAGCUGUGCUUGACGAACGAAGGCGUGCUGGGCGCGGGAAAUGGCGAGGCUUAGCGUGGAAAUUGCCAAUCGUCGUCUAAUUUACCGGCUCGCAGCCAAUUUCUAGUUGAUACCGAAGAUCCAGGACAUGGCCGACCCUCGAUGCUCUACGUGCUCGGGACGCUAUCCCCGCGAUCGAAGGAGACCUCGACGAUGCUCCUAUCGGGGCUUUCCUCUCCCGAGGAACCGCGAGACCUCUUUUUAAUUCAAUUAUCUUUCUAUUUGGGGAUGAUCAAAUACGUGACCACGCGGAGGGAGGACUGCCUCUUACUGAGACCGAAUGCAUGUGCUUUGUAUGAAGACUCCCGUUGGUAAACCCACGUUCCUUGAGGACACAGAUUCGGCCAGAGAAUAAAUUGAAACGAUAGCAAAUUUUUUCUAAACAUUUAUUAAAGAUUGCGAAUCUAUUCAAGAAAUUUGUUCGAGAAAAUUAUUCGAGAAAUUUCGUGAAAAAAUGUAUUCGAUUAUUAAAACGAUAACAAAUUUAUUCAAAGAGUAAUACCAUCGGCACUCCUCCUUGCAAUGCAUUCUUCGAGCCACCCCGUAUAUUCGCGGCACGCACCCCUAUACCUUUGAUCCCGUGACGCGUUACAGGACGUCGUCUUAUAACUCGUUUCGUUGGAAGAUAAAGUUGAUAAAGUCAAGAAACUUCAUCAACCCAUAACACCGGAACGGGAAAGUGGCUAUAACUCUGGUUAUAAAUCCGACAACGAGUCCUUCUUUUUGCCUCUUCUAUUUCACCAUUGAAUUGAUUUUCCCGAACAAGGUUCUUCCAUCUUUUACACGCUUUAAGAUAAAGAGAUCUACGAAAUUUUCACUUCGAUUCUAAGCGCAAACAAUAACCCAGAAUAAUUUUUUUCGGAAAAUUUAUAUUUUUAUUGCUCCCUUUUUUUAAGUUAAUUCUGUCCAGUUCUUCACUUUAGAACUUCAUUCGAAGAUUCUCUCCUGUCCCGAUAAAUUACAUCAUUCAACCAGAUCUCCGUACAUCAAUUUCCCGCUAAAACGAAUAGUCCUUUCGCUAGGUAAAUCGAUAACAUAAAUUCGUCGUUCGCUCUCGGAUGGCGCCGCUAAGGGACGGUUAGAAUCAGCGCGUGGUCGUAUUAAACAGUUGUUAAAUUUUAUGCGGUUUCGUUUCAGGCGAGAGAAAGAAUUAUUGUAAAGAGCAUUAUUGAUAUACAUAUAUACAUACGCAUAACAUUGAACACACGAAUAUACAUAUACGUAUAAAUAAUGGGUGCGAGCGCAUAUGUAUAGAUAUAUCUAUAUUCAUUACUUAUAAAUAUUAUAAAUAGGCGUUUGCUUAGGUGAUAUGUUAUAUAAAUAUGAAUUCUAUAAAUGAUAUAUAUAUAUAUAUGAAUAAUUGACACUAACCUCUGCUAGCGAGAGGGAUACCGUGUUAGUGAAAAAUGAAACGAACCACCGACGAUGGUUUGACGCAACGACAUUCGAACGCGUCGAUACUAAACGGAUAGGCCGCGGGGAAGUGUUAAAUAAAUUAUAGACGCUAAGAGAAUUCAUUAAUGAACUAAAUACGAAGGAAUUGAAUUAGGUUACACGGGCAACCAAAAUAGUCUGUCCCCAUAUUCGUCUCUGUUCCUAUUCUCUGCAAAAUGUACAUUUACGUACUCUCCUGUUCAGCGGAGGUUGAUUUUGUAUCGUUCUUCAUCGUUUCUCGGCCGCGAACGGACAAAAACUCGCGUUAUUAUAAAUACUGUGAUCGGUGUUAACUGUGACGUCGACCGCCUAUCCCCGUCAUCGACUCGCUGGAAUUAUUUUUCAUCCGCGAUACGUUUCUCUUGGUUCAUCCCGGAAUUGGAACGCGCUCGUCGAUUGUUCGAGCGAUCGAGGAUAAGCCAGCGAGUCGCGAACAGGGGUAACCUUUGUUUACAUUUAUAUAAAUACACGAUAUGUAUAUGUAUAUGAUAUGUAUAGGCUUAUUACGGUAUUACGACGAAACCGAAUGAAUUCAGCCACGCGGAAUUUAACGAGAACCGAGGAGAAAAUCUCUUGGUACGACGAACUCUGUGCGUGUAUGUCUCUGUUCCUCUUCAUCGUCGCUGUUCGUUGACCCUUUCGGCAGGUCGAGCAUUUAUACUACCCGCUAGGAUGAAUUUUCUCGCGUGCUUGCGCGUUCAUUCUUAACCCUUUGCGCUCGGACUUUGCUUAAAGAUUAGGAUCUUUUUUAUUUAUUAGGAUAGACAGGUAAACACGUACGUAAGGGUUACAGGGUUCUCGUAAUUGCUCGUUUCCAGCCUGUGGAGGCUUAUGCAAAUUCAUAUUUUUACAGAUACAGAUGAAUCGAAAUUGAAAGACAAGUACGUCUUAUUUUCUAAACGGUGUGACGUGUAGUCUAUCGUUGAUAUUUUUCCAUCCGGAGUCUACUCGCAGCUUUUCAUACAAAGAAAACGCAAAAUUUUUGUUGAGAUUAUCUGCGGAUUAAACACUGAAGUCUGUUAUUGUUUGACGAAUCUUUGGCAGCAACCCGAGUGCAAAGGGUCGAUAUCGGAUCACGAACAACUUCGUUCCGUUGCGUUGAGCGUUGUUUCUCGAUUAUUUAGGGAAGACGAUUUGAUUUGCUCUGGUGGGAUCGAUAGGAUAAAUUGUAUAUAAGAAUUUGUACGACCGUUAGUCUUUCCAGAGCGUAGAACUUUUCAUCGCGAGAAGAUUUAAUUCAGGAUCUGAUAGUAAAUUUCUCAAUAGAACUACGUAAACGUAUGCGAGGAGUUUUUGACACUCGGUAGAAAGGGAAUCGGUGAUUGAUCUAUAAAUCCGAGGUAGAACCAUGGAUCGUACAAGCCGAAAAAAUGUAACAGUGGUUUAAAAAUGGACAAUUCUGGCAAUUUAUUUGAAUUUUAUGAAAACGCUAGGAGAUUUGGCAUGUUUUUUAAACCUAACUUUUGUAUCAAGCACUAACGAGUGGAAACUCUGGUAUCAAGAAAUUUGAAAGGUAAUAAAUCCUGUCCUAAAAGGAUGCUAGAUCAAAUUUAUAUAUCAAUAAGCUUAUUUCUGUAUUUGAAUUCUAAUUCCGGUCACAAUAAGCAUCGUCUAUUAACGUUUAUUUUGUAAAAACCAUCUUUGGAAUACAAUAAGAAUAUACUGCUCAAAGGGUCGACCGAACGCGAAGAGAAAGCUUAUAAUCUUAUACUUGGCGAAGCGAGAAGAGAGUCCAGGUGUCCCUUUCCUCAUUUUUACACCCGCCUCGUUAAAUCGCGAGGGCUAUAUAUCACUGUCUCUCUCCUUCUCGCGAGAAACACGCCUGUGCACAAGGAAACAUAACUAGGAAACGUACGAAACGGGAACGAGAUAUGACACAAGACCAAAACGAACGCUCGUAACCCUGUAAAUCUGAGUCCACGCGAUCUAUCGGUACACCUAAAUUCAUCGCAUGUCACUCGAAACGACGCACAAUGAUACGAUUUAAAUUCGUUACGAUCCGAGAGUAUGAGACGCAUCUCGAGCAUUAUUUACCAUUGUAUAUAUCUCUCUGUACGUACGACACGCAUACGCAAACAAACACACACGUCGAUCACGUAUAUAUAUACAUGUAUACAUACACCAUACACGCAUAUACAGACGAAGGCCACUAUCGAGAAAACGAAAUCUAGUGGAACGGUGCCGUUCGAAUGAUAAUCACCUGUCGAUGAGCGGAGAUUGGCAAAAUUCUUAACUAAAUAAACAUUUUUUUUUUUUUUAUUAUUAUUAUUAUUAUUAUUACAUAUUUAACGUCGUAUCAACCUUUGAUUAUUAGCGACAGUUUCUUAUGAAGUUUUCUCCAAUGUUAGAUGUUGGUCCAUAUACGUGCAUCUUUAAGUUGCUGGAUUAUUUUGUUUAGGUUUUCUUUUGUGCUCCACGCUUCCUUUAAACUAGCGGGUAGUUCGUAUUGUAUGCGGAGUGGUUCCGUAUUUUUACAAGUAAAUAUUAUGUUAAGUAAACAUUUGGAGUAAAUGGUAAACGCAUGUUUAAGAAACGCUUUAUUGAAUGAAGAUUAAAAUUUGAUUUGCCGAAUGGAAUAUUCCACAGUGAACAAUUUUAUUCGUAAUUGAUUAUUCAAGUUUUCGAAGCUGAAUGAAUCAUUCAAGUUACUGAGUUUUAAUGAAAAUUUAAAUUUAAAUUAUCGAACGAAUUAUUCGUUAUUCGUAAUUGGAAUAAAAUUUGGCCAUCUCCGUCGACGAGUUUCGUUCGAUCGUGUUCGACGCAACGAGUCCCGCGACGAGAAGACGCCGAGACGAAUUAACGAUCGGAGGUGGGCGUUAGCAAUCUAGUUUCACGCAGAUUUUCCUAAUUUUCUACUAGUUUCCGGCUCGUCGCGGCCAUCACGAUCGGACAGAACGUGCUCGCACAAACGAUUCGAUGUUUAUCAUUCGAAACGCUGCUCGACGCACUCGUGCUAUGGCCGUUGAAUCGAUCCAUAGGCGUUUAACGUGGUUUAGAAUAAUUAUGCCUAUGAAGAGGAGCUCUGCUCGUUCAGGCGGCGUGCAGUCUCGCGGAAUGGCGAGCCCGAGGGGAUACAUAAUAAAUAAUUUAAAUAAGGACUAAGAAAUAAAAAGCCGCGCGGUAUGCUCAAAACGUAGAGGAAAGUUUUAUCUCUGUACAUGCGCUUAAGAGAAACCUUACCUAGAAAUAUUACAAUUAUUACGAUGUUAACAAAAAAUAAAUAAAUAAACAAAUAAAUGAGACAAAGAGAAUUACGAGCGAAAUUCGAUGUGGUGCGAACGGACACGAUUCGUCAUGGUUUUAGGAUUAAGUUAAAUAAAUUAAUACACGAACCCAAACACGGACGAAACGAUUCUGACUCGAAUCUCGUUCGCGCGGCACAAAGAUAUUCGGUUAAGAACGUGGAAAUCGCAUGCCGAAGUGUAAAGAAACAUACGAAUAAUAAAAAGAAUGGCUUGAAAGUUGAUUUAAAG
Hylaeus volcanicus is the source of this 17549-nucleotide messenger RNA. RefSeq names its product neuronal acetylcholine receptor subunit alpha-7 (gene nAChRalpha6). NCBI's taxonomy places the organism in Eukaryota, Metazoa, Arthropoda, Insecta, Hymenoptera, Colletidae. Bases 1768 to 3438 code for a protein of 556 amino acids. Gene Ontology annotation, molecular function: acetylcholine-gated monoatomic cation-selective channel activity; transmembrane signaling receptor activity. The transcript has 15 exons. Gene Ontology annotation, cellular component: postsynaptic membrane; synapse; neuron projection. The record is from RefSeq and is a predicted model, not a curated record. Gene Ontology annotation, biological process: nervous system process; regulation of membrane potential; chemical synaptic transmission.